Drosophila persimilis is the source of this 2014-nucleotide messenger RNA. RefSeq lists its product as uncharacterized. The transcript has 6 exons. NCBI's taxonomy places the organism in Eukaryota, Metazoa, Arthropoda, Insecta, Diptera, Drosophilidae. Bases 28 to 1767 code for a protein of 579 amino acids. Gene Ontology annotation, molecular function: protein binding. The record is from RefSeq and is a predicted model, not a curated record.
AAAAUCAGAUAGAUAAACAGAAAUACAAUGGCUUCGAUUGUGGGUGCGCCGCCAUCGGCUGUGGGCGAAGCCGUACAACCAUGGCAGAAGUUCGACUGGCCGGAAGAGAUCGAGCAACAUAUCUACAAGGACUGGGGCAUCUACUACUCCCGCCGUCGCAGGGAGAACAUUGCCAUGCACUACUUCAACAAGGCCCUCGUGUUGGAUCCCAAGGAUCACAUGACAAUGUACAAGCGCUGCCAGAGCAAGCGGAAGGCGGCCCAAACCCAGGGAGCCCUGCUGGACAGCAGGGAGGCUGCGAGAAUGGCCCGAGCCACGAGUGGAGAGAAAUCCUACAUCAACCUGGAAAUAUGCGAUGCCCAAUACGAGCUCAACCAUUUCGAGAACAGCCUGGCCGAGUUGCACAACAACGUUCGACAUUUCAAGGGGAACAAGACUAAGUGCUUCGAAAGGCGCUUGAUGAUGGUGGACGAGGUGAUCAACGAUUGCAUGGGCGAGGCGAUGACCGCCUUCUUCUCGAAACACCAAAAAACAGUAGAAAUUGUGCACGAUCUUAUGAAGGCCAACGAGAUAGUGGACAAACGUCCCUUGUGGAAGGUGCUGCGGGAGCAGGAGAAGUGCGAUGUUCUCAGCAUUCCCGAGGUGGAGGUUCUGUUGCUCUCCCCCCUGGAGAUUGCGCGCAGAAAGCGGGCCUUCAAUAUCUUCUAUCAGACGUACCUGGACGAGUCCUGGAUAGAUAUGGUGUUCAUGAAGAAGAUGAUCAACAACCCCGUGCUUCUGCUGUCCCAAUGCAAGGAGUCCUUCCACUUCCUGGACAAACUCACUGUCAAACAGUACGAUAUUGUGCGCACAUUUAUGAAAAUGCUGCAAUCGCGUAGCCCUUUGUAUUACGGGAACUACAUGAAGUACAGGAACAAGAAGCUGUCGGACAAGUACCGAGAGGCCUUCCUUUACCGCAUACAGUACCAGACAUACCGCACCAUGAACGCGGCUCUGAAGCGCGUUCGCGUACUGCGCAAAGCGAAGAAGAUCAAGGCCUUGACCAAGUUCGUGGAGGAGGUGAUGGGCGAAUACGUGGUGAAGAAGACGCACCGUGUGAUGUGCUGGAAGUUCGAGUUUCUUAACGAGAUGUACAACACCCUGGGACUGGCCCUGGCCGAACAGCUGAUGCCCCCGAAGAAGUUCAAUGCCGCCACAACGUCCCUCCUCAAGCUGCUGCAUUUGCCAACGGACAAGGUUAAGGAAUUUGUGUCAUUUGUCUUUGGGGAUCGCAACACACACCCGGAACCGGACGCCUACGAUCCCGCCGCCGCGAGGGCCAAGAAACUGCUGGCGCGCCUCGAGCACAGAAUGAUCUUUGCCAAAUACUCGAUCGAAAAGUGCUAUCUGCUGCACCAGAUAUCGCAAUGCCAUCUGGACCAGGGACGGCACUCCGAGUGCGCAUUCGUUGCCCGUAAGGGCAUGAAAGAGUCCGCGAACUGCAAUAGCCACCUCUGGAAGUUCCUCAAUGUGGUGCAGAUAGUCAAGGCCAAUGCCGUGGUGCACAAGCUGGAACAGACCAGAGACGCCCUGUCGGAUGCCCUGCCCAUCGCGCAGGCCCUGAAGUCGCAGGAGCUGGUGUCAUUUGUGGAGAUCUGCAUGGCGUGCAACCAGGAGGAGUUCGUCACGAAGAAGAACACUGUGACUCUCAGUCGUCGCCCAAGCAAGGCCGAUUCUAGUAAUCGUUCGAACAACAGUUUCAAAAUGGACUCGAAAGACCGCUAUUAGUUAUCAAGUUUUUAUUGCUUAUUUAUUUUUGCAAGAUCAUUUUAUAGGAGGGCCACCAACCCUUGUGGGUUUUAACUUACUUUCCGACAUUAAGGGCAAAUUUUAAAUCCACUAAACAAACAUCAGACAACGCAAAAAAGGAUCUGUAGAGCUCCGGCUGCGCUGAGUCCUACAAGAUCUACAAUUUGACAAAGAAAUGACAAUAAAUUGCUGGCACUGUUCUCUGCCGAAAAUCGUUAAACUGUUA